GGCGGGAGCCAUGAAGCUCAACAUCGAUGGGCUCCUGGUCUACUUCCCCUACGACUACAUCUACCCCGAGCAGUUCUCCUACAUGCUGGAGCUCAAGAGGACCUUAGACGCCAAGGGCCACGGCGUGCUGGAGAUGCCCUCGGGGACUGGGAAGACCGUCUCGCUGCUGUCGCUCAUCGUCGCCUAUCAGCGGGCCCGGCCGCUGGAUGUCACCAAACUCAUCUACUGCUCCCGCACAGUGCCGGAGAUUGAGAAGGUCAUCGAGGAGCUGCGGAAGCUGAUGGAUUUCUACGAGAAGGAGCUGGGGGAGAAGGUGCCAUUCCUGGGGCUGGCGCUGAGCUCCAGGAAGAACCUCUGCAUCCACCCUGAGGUGUCCUCGCUGCGCUUCGGGAAGGAGGUGGACAGCCGGUGCCUGAGCCUGACGGCCUCCUACGUGCGGGCGCAGCACCAGCGCGAUGGAUCCCUGCCUGCCUGCCGCUUCUUCGAGGAGUUCGACACCCAUGGGCGCGAGGUGCCCAUCCCCUACGGCAUCUAUAACCUGGACGACCUGAAGGCCCACGGCCGCCAGAAGGGCUGGUGCCCCUAUUUCCUCGCCCGCUACUCGAUCCUCCACGCCAACAUCGUCGUCUACAGCUACCACUACCUGCUGGAUCCCAAAAUCGCCGACCUGGUGUCCAAGGAGCUGGCCAAGAAGUCGGUCGUGGUCUUCGACGAAGCCCACAACAUUGACAACGUCUGCAUUGACUCCAUGGGGGUGAACAUCACACGCCGGACGCUGGACCGCUGCCAGGCCAACGUGGCCACGCUCCAGGCCACCAUCCAAAAGAUCAAGGAGACGGACGCGCGGCGGCUGGCGGAGGAGUACCGGCGCCUGGUGGAGGGGCUGCGGGAGGCCAGCACGGCGCGGGAGACCGACCUCUACCUCGCCAACCCCGUGCUGCCGGAUGAGAUCCUGCAGGAGGGCCGUGGCCAUGGCCUGGCACGUGUGGCAGGGGAGCAGGUGUCGAAGGGCGUGGCUAAUGAUGGGUGGGCGUGGCCUGUGGGCGUGCCCAUUCUCACCCGUGACCCCGCCCCUCCUGCAGCCCUGAACAGCCUGGAGGGGGAGUUCAAGGGCCGGUACUACCCGCUGAAGGCCAUGACGGAGCAGGAGCAGCAGCAGCUCAUCGAUGACCAUUUCCUCUUCGACAAACUCUCGCCCCUGCUGCUGGCCUCGGGCAUGGCCCGCGACUGGCCCGAUGCCCGCGGCAUCUGGCACAAUGACAAUAAGACCUUCCUGGUAUGGGUGAACGAAGAGGACCACCUCCGUGUCAUCUCCAUGGAGAAGGGGGGGAACAUGAAGGAGGUGUUCAGACGCUUCUGCGUCGGCCUCAAGAAGAUCGAAGAGAUCUUCAAGAAGGCAGGCCACCCCUUCAUGUGGACGGAGCACCUGGGCUACAUCCUGACCUGUCCCUCCAACCUGGGGACGGGGCUGCGGGGGGGUGUCCAUGUCCGCCUGCCCAAGCUCAGCCAGCACCCCAAGUUUGAGGAGAUCCUCAAGCGCCUCCGCCUCCAGAAGCGUGGCACAGGUGGGGUGGACACGGCGGCUGUGGGCGCCGUCUUCGACAUCUCCAACGCCGACCGCCUGGGCUUCUCAGAGGUGGAGCAGGUGCAGAUGGUGGUGGAUGGGGUGAAGCUGAUGGUGGAGAUGGAGAAGAAGCUGGAGCAGAACCAGCCCAUCGAUGACAUGAUCCCUGCUCAAAAAUAGGGGACCCCCCCCCCUUGGACACCCCCCCAGGACCAGCCUCAAUAAACGCUGCUGGUCCCUGCUGUGAA
Gavia stellata (red-throated loon) is the source of this 1812-nucleotide messenger RNA. RefSeq names its product ERCC excision repair 2, TFIIH core complex helicase subunit (gene ERCC2). The record is from RefSeq and is a predicted model, not a curated record. Gene Ontology annotation, molecular function: creatine kinase activity; DNA helicase activity; ATP binding. Gene Ontology annotation, biological process: phosphocreatine biosynthetic process; nucleotide-excision repair. NCBI's taxonomy places the organism in Eukaryota, Metazoa, Chordata, Aves, Gaviiformes, Gaviidae. Gene Ontology annotation, cellular component: nucleus.